Cuscuta epithymum is the source of this 2421-nucleotide messenger RNA. The record is from the annotation of a GenBank genome assembly. NCBI's taxonomy places the organism in Eukaryota, Viridiplantae, Streptophyta, Magnoliopsida, Solanales, Convolvulaceae.
AAUUUUUUGACUCCUAAUGUGUAACCACUACAAAUGGUCUAAUAGCCUGGGUUUUCAGAGUAUAAUUCUUUAAAACUUCAGUUUGUGCAUGGUUUUCUUUCCCAGCAGCAUUGACCACAUCUCCGGGUGUUUGGGGAGCACUUCCAGCAAUUACUACCCCUUUAGCUUUCUGCCCAGCAUUCUUGGAGCCCAAAAUCAAAGGCUCAUCCUCAGUUACAGCAGCAAGAGGGGCCACAGGAGGUUGUUCACGAGCAUUCCCAGAGUUUUCACUGCCGAGGUAAGUUCAGGGAACUCCUCCCCUGCUCCAUCCAGCAGCGCAAACGAGGACCUGGUAGUUCGCGAAGUUGAGGAUGCGCCAUUGACUUUCUUCCUCGCCAUACCUGCGCACUACGGACGUCGCGGACAGAGGUGAGCCUGAAUUCGUCUGAGCUUCAACUACCCCCAGCCUCCACAGAUUUAGGGCGCUUCUCCACAGUACUAAUAAAACCCCAAACAACACUCAAAAAUCCAGAUACAAGCAACAGAUUGUAAAGAAGUUCAAAAACGACAUGAACAAAGGUGAUUCGACUCACCCCGAAUGCGAAGUGAAUGAGAUUGAUAAUGUCGAUUCUGAGGAAGAUGAUGAAUAUCCUGAAUCUGACGGCGAGGAAGAUGACGAACAUCCUGAAUCUGACGACGAGGAAGGAGUUGGUUCUAACAUGUUUGAAGAAAGACCCGUUUAUUCUCCUGAAAGUUUGCAGCGUCGUAUUUCCUGCUUCAUACUUACCCAAAACGUAACUCCUCAUAUCGUGAAAAACAAGGAUUUCAGAGACAUGAUGACAUCACAAUUUCCUUCUUUGACAUUGGACCAUGAGACCACCAUGAAGCAUUGCUUGACCCUUUUUGAAGAAUCAAAGACUGAAGUUAGGCGCUUUUUGAACAGCAUGGGCCGGCUCAUUUGUCUUUCGGUUGAUGUGUUAACUCGCUACAGUCGAAUUGAUGUUGGCCCUGAUUUCAUUUGUUUAUCGGCAAGCUUCAUUGACAAUGAGUGGAAGUUGAGAAAAUGGAUUCUCCGUUUUAAGAAGUACGGUAAUGAUGACUUUGAUCAGUUUGUAGUGAAAGCCUUAGAUGACUGGAAUCUGAAUGAUGAUAAGGUGUAUACUUUGACGUCUCGGAAAGUUGAUGCACCCGGAGAUUAUAUCCAAUCGACUAAGUCCAAGCUUGAGGGGAAGAACAGAUUGCCUUACCAUUCCCGUAUAUUUUCUGUGAGGUGUUGUGCAGAGAUGUUUGGUUUAAUGGCUGAAGACGCAUUUGGCGAAAUAUCUGAUAUCAUUAGGAUGAUAGAAGAGCUGAGCUGGCCAAAAUCAGAAUGCAUGUGGCACCUAACGAACUCCAAACUGAAAAAUGCUUUGGAAUUGGAAGCUCUUGGAGAGUUCAACUCCGAAUUAGUAACUAAAAACUAUUCUGUUCCAUCUGCUGAACAGUGGGAGAAAGUUCGCAUUGUCUAUAAACUUGUCGAACUCGUGCAUGAUGUGGCAAAGAAGAUAUUUGAGGUUAAAAAUUCAACUGCUAAUUUAUUUCUGUAUAAUUUUCCACAGCUUCGCGCAAGUUUGGUUCUUGAAGCAAGUAGUCCAGACGCUUUCACUCUCAAACUUGCAAAGAAAAUGCUAAAGAGGUUUGAUAAGUACAUAAAGAAGAAUUACCUGGUCUUGGCCAUCGCCUCCGUGAUGGACCCACGUUGCAAAAUGCAAUUCAUAGAGGAUGUUUCAGCAAAACUUGAAGGUAUAGAUGGAUUACCUCAAGCCAGUGCUGUUUUGGAGACGGUCAGAAGUAUUUAUGAACAUAAUGAAGCUGUUAAAGUCAAUGAGGAGACAGUGAAGUCGGAUUUGGAUUUGUAUCUAGAGGACCCUGUCUUGCCACAGGAAGAGAAAUUCAAUGUCUUAAAAUGGUGGGAAUCGGAAGGAGUUCUGAAGUAUCCAAACACGUCUGAAGUUGCCCGUGAAGUUCUUGCUAUUCCGAUGUCAGUUGCAAGUUCGUUCAAUGCAUACUAUUACUUGGAGAACAGACCCCCACCAGAUGUAUCCAUAACCACUUCUGGGUCUCAGUUAAUGAAUGCUGUGGCGUGUUGCAGAAGUUGGAGGCCUGAGAAACGUCUGUCUGCUUUCGAAAUCAAGUUCCUCUUUCACUCCGCUGGUGUUAAUAUUUUCUAAGCUAUUUAUUCCUAAGCUGUUUGGGUCAUCUCUUUUGAAACUUUCUGGAUCCUUUUUGUUUUUGAUAUUAUAUCCAGGUUCUUGUUGAAUGGCUCACCUAGCUGCUGCUGUUGCUAACUUUUGAUUUGGCUUUUCGUCUACCUCUUGUUUAUCUCUGUAAUUUCCCGAAUUCUGAAAACAAUAUCCUUUGUGACUUUGUGCCUUUUGAUCUUAUGCUGCAAUUACGCUUUUC